This is a messenger RNA of Chara braunii, 1211 nucleotides long. Lineage: Eukaryota; Viridiplantae; Streptophyta; Charophyceae; Charales; Characeae. The record is from the annotation of a GenBank genome assembly.
CCCUUGUUUACCGCUAACUGCAUCGUCCCGUCGCCGCCAUGGCUGACGUUGCCAAUGGUGCUUCCAACGGCGCGCAGGUCGACCCACAUCAUGAAUCGUAUGGAGACAUCCAUCCUCCAGUGAAGGCGAAGAAUGUCGAGGAGCUUCACUCACUGCAGAAGGCGUCGUCGUCUGAGAAGGUACCUCCUCCUGCGCAAUCGAUCGGCAAGUCGCUUGCUUCCGUCUCCAAGGGCAAAGGGGUUUGUCAUCAGUCUCGACCGGAUCUUAGUGACACGGAUCUGAAGGUUGCUCAUGUGCUUUACAACCUGUCUCCCGCGGAGCUGUACGAGGAGGCGAUCAAGUACGAGCAGGGGUCGCACAUCACGUCCACCGGCGCGCUGGCCACUCUUUCUGGAGCCAAGACCGGUCGUUCUCCGAAGGACAAGCGCGUGGUGAAGGAGGAUGAGACGUCUGCUGACCUCUGGUGGGGAGAGGGGUCGCCCAACAUUGAGAUGGACGAGGAGACGUUCUUGRUUAACCGGGAGAGAGCUGUGGAUUACCUCAACUCGUUGGACAAGGUGUACGUGAACGACCAGUUYCUCAACUGGGACCCGAAGAACAGAAUCAAGGUGCGCAUCAUCACGGCRCGGCCGUACCACUCGUUGUUCAUGCGCAAUAUGUGCAUUCGGCCGACGCCCGAGGAGUUGGAGGAUUUCGAGCCGGAGUUCACCAUCUACAAUGGCGGGCGGUUCCCGGCCAACCGCUUCACGCACUACAUGACGUCGUCAACCAGCAUCGACAUCCAUCUAAAGAGGCGGGAGAUGGUCAUUCUGGGCUCGCAGUACGCCGGAAGCUACGGCACGGGGUACAGGAUGAAGCUGCCGCACACGCGCAAGAUCAUCGAUGCCAUUCACGACGGGUCGCUCCUGCAGGCCAAGUACACGGCGACGGACGUGUUCAAUCUCGCCGUCCCUGAUCAUGUCGAGGGUGUGCCUGACGAGGUUCUGAUGCCGCAGAACAUGUGGGCGGACAAGGAGCURUWUAACACCACUCUGAAGAAGGUUGGCGGGCUGUUCAAGGCGAACUUCAAAAAGUUCGAGGACUACACCGUUGGAGGGGACAAGAAGCUGACGGAGGAGAUUCUUUCGGCCGGACCGCAGCUGUGAGCAGGCAUGAAGAUCGGGGUAUCUCAAAUGUUAUGUGAUGAGUUCGAAUGAAGAGUGUGUCCUAUG